Acaulospora morrowiae is the source of this 2328-nucleotide messenger RNA. The record is from the annotation of a GenBank genome assembly. NCBI's taxonomy places the organism in Eukaryota, Fungi, Glomeromycota, Glomeromycetes, Diversisporales, Acaulosporaceae.
AUGGCAGACAAAAAAUGCACGGUUUAUAUUAUUGACGUGGGGCCUACUAUGUGGAAAAAAGAACGAAAACAGGGUGGAAAGGGAUUGGAUUUAACUAAAAAAGCCGUGUUGACAAUGCUCGAGGCAAAAGUAAACAUUUUUUCUUCGUUCGUGGAGAAUAAUGCAGCGAAUUCACAGUUUGACAUCAACUCGCGUCUGCCGUUUUGUGGUGGAGUGAUAGGGGGAUUAAAGACAGACUUGACAAGUUUGAUUGUUUAUGGAACUGACGAGACAAAUAAUUAUAUGAACGAUGAAUCUGGUGGUUACGAAAAUAUAUCCGUACUCUAUCCUAUUGAACAACCUAAACUACCCAUUCUACGGACUGUAAACGAAGAACUUCCUCAUGGAAACCAAGAAUCCGACGCCCUAGAUGCAAUUAGUCUCGCGGUGGAAAUGAUCAAUACGCAUUGUAGAACCCUAAAGUACACAAAAAAGAUAUAUCUUUUGACUGACGGAGAGUCACCUAUAGAUCGAUCAAACCGCGAAAAAAUAGUUGAACAAGCAAAUUCGUCAAAUGUCGAAUUAAACAUAUUAGGAGUAGACUUUGAUGAUGAAGAGUUAGGGUUUUUUGAGAAUAAUAAGUCUGAUAUGAAGAAAAGAAACGAAAAGUUUUUCCGCAAACUUGUUGAUGACUGUCAGCAGGGUACUGUCUUUUCAAUGGAAGAAACGUUACGACAGCUCUCAAAACCUUAUAUAAGAGUAGUGAGACCAACGCCUGUCUAUAAAGGAACUUUGUCUCUUGGCGAUUUUGAAACUAAUCCUCAGUCGUCUCUGGUGUUUAAUGUUGAAAUGUAUAACCGAACGACAAAGGCAAAACUCUUGACAGCAAAAAAAUAUUCGUCUAUCGCUGAAACUUCUACUAGCAAUGAUAAGAAAACAUUUGAAGUAAAUGUUUCCAAAUCCCAUUAUAUAUCCAACAACAAUGAGGCUGUUGAAGUGCAAAUGGAUGAAUUGAACAAGGCGUAUAUUCUGGGAAAGACUUAUGUGCCUGUUGAUGAAUUGAAUGAGGAAAUAUUUAAUUUGCCUACGAAGGAAUCCAUGCAGAUUAUUUGUUUUUUAAAAUCAGAUGAUCUCAAUCGCACGUACUUUAUGUCAAAUGUAUCAGCAAUCUUGCCUCCUAAAGAAGAUCCGAUAAUGGCCCAACGUCUAUCAGCAUUUAUUCAUGCUUUGUAUGAAAAGGAAUCAUACGCAAUAGUUCGCUAUGUGCGUAAGAAUAAUGAAACACCCAAACUUGGGAUACUGAUUCCUUACAUUAAAACACCGAAAGAAUGCUUACAUUUUAUCCGAAUUGCAUUUAGAGAAGAUUACCGAAGGUUUACAUUUCCAUCACUAGAUCGAGUCAUCAGUAAAAGUGGUAAACAAAUUGUAAACCAUCCCUAUUUGCCAACAGAUCAAAUAGAGUAUAAAAUGGGUAAAUUCAUUGAAGGAAUGGAUCUCACGAACUCCUUAACGGAUGAAGAAGGUAAACCAAAGGAACAUUUGAAGGUAAAAGAAUGUUUCAAUCCGAUUAUCCAUCGAACAAAGAGGGCGAUUUGCCAUCGAGCACUUCAUACAGAUGAGUCUAUUCCUUCACCAGACCCAGAAAUGGUUGCGCAAACAAAAUUAAUUCCUUGCUUGAUUGAGAAGAAUAAGGAAUUGAUUGAUGAAUUAAGAGAAAUUUUAAAAAUAAAAAAAGUUAUCAAAGAAAAAGGGAAAACCGGUAAAAGAAGGUUUGCCGAUGCAAAUCGGCCUCCUCAGAUACAUAGUUUGGAUGAAAUUUUGAAUAACGAUGAGUUAGAUACACGAGAAAACGGAAAAAGGGCCAGAACGGAAAAUGACGUCAUCUCGGAUACCUUGUCGCAGCAAGAAAUUGUUCGAGAGGUUGGCACCGUUGAUCCUGUUUCGAAUUUCAAAGCAAUGAUUUUGAAUCGAGAUGAGGAUUUGGUUACAAGUGCGGUGGAACAAAUGUCGGGUGUUAUUUUGCAUUACGUAAAGACUUCUUUUGGUGAAGGAUUAUAUAAGAAAGCAAUAGAAUGCAUGAAAGCAUUGCGUCAGGCUUGUGCGCAGGAAAAUGAGACUUCAAGGUUCAAUGACUUUCUCAAAGAACUUAAAACACUUUGUUUUAACUCUCAACCUCCUAAAACUCACUUUUGGGAGUCGGUGAUCAGAGAAAAAAUAUCCUUAAUUAGCGAGGACGAAGCUCCAGACAGUACCACCACAACACAAGAAGCAGAAUCGUUCCUGAAUGAUACGGCAGAUAAGUCGAAUAUUUCUGCUAUGAAUGACGACGAAGUAGCUACUGAUGACUUG